GAAUAAUUUUCCGCAACCUCAUCCCGGGCUAUUGUUGCCUUAUCCAACCAGGAGCGGCAGAAUAGUAUCUGUACUAUACAGUAAAGUAGUAUGAUGCAGUGUUGGGCUGAAAGAGCAUGAAGCAGACCUCGUGAGGUUUGACCAAGUUGGUGGCGGGGCCGGAGGGCCGCAGAGUGUUCGUUGUAAAGACAACGGUAUAUGCAUCCUUAGCCCACGCGAUCCGGCGAACUCGGCAUUGAUAUCAACGACAGACCGAAGUGAUAUUUUCUCCCAUCAAAGUUAAGGUACCUGGUACCUCUUGGUUCCUCUCCAUACAUGUACCUUACAGGCACGACAUCGUGGAAAUUCUUACGGUUGCUUCACAAGAAGGCUUCUAAGUGCAGUAUGUCUUAGCGGGACUCAAGUGCGAUUCACCACAAAAAAUAUGAGGCAUCAUGUCCCCGGCCGUUUGCCUUGAACCAUUCCCAGUGAUUGAAAAUGGGCUGAUAAUUGGUCUGUCGUCGAAUCCAAGUCAUCCAACAACUUGAAUCAAAACCACUUCCUCGUCACAACACGCAGGUAGAGCCAGGUAGCUGACUGACGACCAGAAAUGCAGCUACAAGAGUAAUCAGGUCUUUUCACACCUCACUACUUGUAUCAAACUAAACAUCUUCUUCUCCCUCAUGGAAGCCGCUGCCCGCCGUUCUGGCCGGCAGCGGAAGGCCAACACAAAGUACGCCAACGAUGGCUGGGACAAAGAGACUUUGCGCAUUCUGCGUGCCUCAUCGGAAUCGUCUGGCUCCAGUCCAGACGAAAACCUACAAGCACGGGUUGUCUUUCAAGCCGGGAAAUCAAAUACAGCUUUAUCUGAUGAUGGCCAGGAGUUUCCCCUAGGGCCCACUGACGACGUUUCUGUGGUUCCCGAAGGCUCUGAGUCUUCAGACGUGGCUACCUCGAGCGAAGGUGAGGACGACAUGAGCCUGGCCACAAGCGACGAGGAUCAUCUAGCUCAUAAAAAGCCCCUAAACCAAGUCCGUUGGUCUGACUCGAGCGGCAUCGCUUCGACGCCUCAUUCUCGCGGCCUUGCAACCGGACGGAAACAUGCUUCCAAAAGUGCGGCAUACCCAGAUACGUUUGGACCUGAUGUGGAGGACCUGUCUACCGUGCUCGAUGCUCGGGAUCUUUGGCUGAAGGGUCGUGACGUAACACUCCCCAGCCGCAGGUCGAUAUCUGAUGCCAUCGAGAAGUCCCAGGGACUGCCGUCGACACCUGCUGCCACUGUUGACAAGGCGCCGGAUCCUUCACAUUCCAGGUCAACUAACGGGGCUCCUGUAGACGAUGUGAUCCGUCAGAAUCAGACCCUUCGAGCAAUGGAUGACAAGGAACUUCAAGAGAAAUACAUGCCACGAAAGCCAUACUCUCAUUCGGUCGUGCUCGGCCCUUGGGAUAAGCAGACGAAAUUCGAUCUUCCUCCACGAUGCCCGUUGAGCCUAGGACAAGCCUGGUCAACACAUGCUCCAAAGGAUAUACCCGUGGGAGGCCGGCUCCAAAAUCAGCUCCCAACUCGCCCACCGCAAGAAGGCUGGUUAAUCAAUGUGGGCGAAAAAGUUCAAUGCCUGUCCUGGGCGCUGGCCACUGCCGAACUGCAGUACCUUGCUAUCGUCACGCGGGCUACCCCUGGCCAAAGACUGAGUGUUCCAGGACAUGUUCGCGUUCGACCGGCAUUCCAUCCUUCUCCUCCAUACCCUUCGCACAUUGAGAUAUGGGGGUUUCAAACCCAGGCCAUACCGAACAGCCGCGUUCGCACCUUGUCUUUGGCCGUCCCCCCAAGGUUGGUGAUGGUGGUUGGGACCGAUUACGGCGAUAUUCGGCGCAUUAAGUGGUGUCCGCCAACGCUUUCUGAGAGGGAUGUACAUGUUGACGGUGGGCCAGCUACCGUGAAUCAUCGUCUUGGUAUCGUAUCAACAGAUGGCUUUGCCAGAGUACUGUCACUCUCUUUGCCCCAGCAUAUCAACCAGGACAACAAUCCCAUUGCCGUCAAGGUUGCGCAGGCUGGACUCACAAUGUCGCCUCCGCUUGGUACGGUUUUCACCGCCCUUACCUUUGCGGAUCCCACAACUCUAGUACUGGGAGCCUCUGAUGGCUCGGUCCAGUUGUUCGACUUGGCUACAGUGCAUGAAAAUGGCUUAGCCGCCAGUGGUUAUUUGCGGCAACAGAUACAUAACACAUACAUUACCUCGCUGUGUUCUGCCUGGCCAGGAUCACUCUCCACCUUUAUUGCCAGCAGUUCGGCGGCUGGCGAGCUGGUCCUGACGGAUUUGCGCAACCCCCAGCAAGACAGAGUAUCUGUGGCUCGCGCAUGCUUUCCUCAGUGCGACAUCGUCUUCUCGCCUCACACAAGGUCAUUCAUCACGGGGCUUGAUAGGGUAGGAAACACGCAAGUCGAGGCACACUUGGCGGCCUUCAUCAUUUGCCACAACCUGCGAGAGUUUCAUACCGGACACAGAAUUGCCAGGCUUCCAGAACUGUCGGGUGCAGCAACAGCACUUGCGAACUCGCCAUGUCACCCUUGCAUCCUGAUUGGGACCUCUAAUGGCCAGGUGCUAUCGAGCAACUACUUGCGGAAAGUCCUUCCACACCGAAGAUCGGAUUCUCGAAACGCCACAGGAGCUUACAUGCAGAAGCUUUAUGACUAUGAAUGGCGCCCACUUGCCGCAGGCGAAUCAGACGAUGCACAACCCCCAACGAACCGGGAAGAUGCAGACACCGAUCUCUACCAUGGCGCAGCCGUGAGACCUGGUGUCUCUCGCUUUCAUGAAGGCUUCAAACCCGAGAAAAUCGAAGUUGGGACGGUGCCGUUGGCCAAGAAGAAGCCACAGCACAGGGAGACUGGGAUUGCAGAGCCUAUAUUCGAGGAAGAGCAGAGCGUCACGUCAAUUGACUGUUGUCCCAACCUCGCCUGCGCGGGAAUCGCAGCCAUAGGUUGGGGUAGUGGCAUCGUUCGGGUGCAAGACCUCGCUCACGACCUCGAAUAAGCAGGGGUCGAGGAAUGCCGACAUAGGCUCGAUGCCGCCUGAGGGACGACGAUAAGGUAUUCACAUAAGACUCAUAUCCUGGACUUGUUAGAUGCAUUAACCACGGUGGCGGUCGAGAUCCUCAAUGCACCAAGAGUCUACCAAUGUCUUUUCGUAUUUCCCUUCCCGCUAUACUGAUUCCAGACUACGGUACUAAAACACUGCAGAGAAUGCCCUUAGAAUCAACAAAAACAACUAGAAGUGAGAAGUAGGCUUGAACCAUGUUCGUUCACCUAAUUAACUAUUUGCGAUUCGCAAAUCUUGUCGCUUGCCGAAGAACUAGACUAACCCCUGGCGUGCCAGCGCAUAUGCCUUGACUCUACG
Messenger RNA from Exophiala dermatitidis NIH/UT8656, 3377 nucleotides. RefSeq lists its product as uncharacterized. Gene Ontology annotation, biological process: transcription by RNA polymerase III. NCBI's taxonomy places the organism in Eukaryota, Fungi, Ascomycota, Eurotiomycetes, Chaetothyriales, Herpotrichiellaceae. The coding region runs from base 663 to 3014 and encodes 783 amino acids. Gene Ontology annotation, molecular function: protein binding. The transcript has a single exon. Gene Ontology annotation, cellular component: transcription factor TFIIIC complex. The record is from RefSeq and is a predicted model, not a curated record.